Molecule: messenger RNA, 1592 nt
Organism: Pieris brassicae (large cabbage white)
Lineage: Eukaryota; Metazoa; Arthropoda; Insecta; Lepidoptera; Pieridae
Gene: Uba3
Product: NEDD8-activating enzyme E1 catalytic subunit
Exons: 6
Coding region: 221-1573 (450 amino acids)
Biological process (GO): protein neddylation
Cellular component (GO): cytoplasm; nucleus
Molecular function (GO): NEDD8 activating enzyme activity
Source: RefSeq, a predicted model, not a curated record
UGAGUGGUUUAAAUUUAGUAACAACUAACAAUUAUUGUUUAAUGAAUUUGGAAUCCUAAUUAUUAGACAUUAGGCAUUUUUUAAAAGUUAUUAAGAUAUUUGUCACUUACAAAGUUUUUAUUGAAGAUUUGGAUAUAUAUUUCAUUUUAAUGAAGAUUUAUCGUAUUAUUAAUUAAAUAUCCUUUCACAAAGUGAGCUAAAUAAUAUUCUUAUUGUAAAAAUGGCUUCUGGUGAAAUAGAAAAUUCAGACUACCAACAGAAACGAUGGCACAAUAUUAGGAAACUGUUAGAGAGAUCAGGUCCGUUUUGUCAUCCGGAUUUUGAGCCUUCAGCUGAGAUUUUAGACUACAUUAUGAACUCUUGUAAAGUUCUUAUAGUCGGUGCUGGUGGUCUAGGUUGUGAAUUACUGAAGGAUUUGGCUUUAAUGGGGUUCAAGAAACUCCAUGUUGUUGAUAUGGAUACCAUAGAAUUAUCAAAUUUAAAUCGGCAGUUUUUGUUUCGUAAAAACGAUAUUGGAUUAUCUAAGGCUAAGUGCGCAGUGGAAUUUGUUAACAAAAGAAUUCCUGGCUGUGAAGCUAUCGCUCAUCAUUGUCCCAUUCAAGACUUGGAUGAUGGUUUUUAUCGUCAGUUUCACAUUGUAGUCUGUGGUCUUGAUUCAAUUGUUGCUCGUCGCUGGUUAAAUGGAAUGCUAAUGUCCCUGCUGCAGUAUAAUGAUGAUAGAAGUUUAGAUCAAAGUAGUGUUAUACCACUUGUUGAUGGAGGGACAGAGGGUUUUAAAGGCAAUGCUAGGGUAAUUCUACCUGGUAUGAGUGCAUGUAUAGAGUGCACCCUAGACCUUUACCCACCACAGAAAACAUUUCCUUUAUGCACCAUUGCUAAUACUCCAAGAUUACCUGAACAUUGUGUUGAAUAUGUAAAGGUUCUUCAAUGGUGUAAAGAAAAUCCAUGGGGUCCAAACACAGGAUUAGAUGGUGAUGAUCCACAACAUGUAGCAUGGGUGCAUGAAAAGGCUCAAGAGAGAGCUAUGAAGUAUGGCAUUGCAAAUGUUACCUACCAACUAACUCAGGGAGUACUGAAGAAUAUCAUUCCAGCUGUUGCUAGUACAAAUGCAGCAAUUGCUGCAGCUUGUGCUACCGAGGUUUUUAAGUUAGCUUCAUCAUGCUGUGCCAACAUGAAUAACUACAUGGUUUUAAAUAUGUCUGAUGGAGUGUACAGUUAUACGUUUAGUGCAGAAAAAAGGUUAGAAUGUGUUGCCUGUAGUAACACAACUAGAGUAUUGGAGAUAGAACCAGAUGCUACAUUACAAGUCAUUUAUGAUAAAUUAUGUGAAGAUAAUGGAUAUUUAAUGAAAAGUCCAGGUAUAACAACAGUGAUAAAUGGACGUAAUAAAACAUUAUACAUGGCAUCUAUAAAGAGUAUUGAAGAAAAAACUAAAGACAACUUAAAGAGAAGAAUCACAGAAUUAGGUCUUUAUAAUGGUGUAGACCUGUUGGUGGCUGAUGUGACAACUCCUAACACAAUAACCAUAAAGCUAAAGUUUUCUGAUAGUAUAGAUAUUGAUAUGUCCCGAUAAUUAUAAACAUUUAUGGCUA